AUGGCUUGGCGCUGCUCCGGACGGACGAACAUGGAGCUUAUUGACAAUCUAUUCAAAAACGGAUUGAUCACCAGCCCAAGAGUUCGGGAUGCCAUGAUGAAUGUAUCAGCUCCGGCGUCUUUGGCGGGUCAUGCUGAUCAGGUAUUACUCAAGGUCGACCGUGCUCACUACUGCCCAGACCCCGAGAGUGCAUACGAGGACUCACCUCAGAGUAUAGGUCAUGCUGCCACUAUCUCUGCACCUCAUAUGCACGCCAGUGCUACCGAGUCCCUGCUCCCUUUCCUAAGGCCUGGCUGCCGAGUCUUGGAUAUCGGCUCUGGCUCUGGAUACCUGACGGCUGUGCUGGCAGAGCUUGCAAGUCCACAGAAUGAUGCAGGAAGGGGUACUGAAGUUGCUAAAGUUGUAGGACUCGAGCACAUCAAGGCAUUGCGGGACUUGGGAGAGAGAAACGUGUCGAAGAGUGAUCGGGGUAAACAGAUGCUGAAGGAUGGCAGAGUAAGCUUUGUCGUGGGAGAUGGGAGAAAGGGCUGGACCCAGGGUGAGGAUGCUCAGGACGGCUGGGAUGCAAUUCAUGUCGGAGCUGCUGCGGUGAAGCUUCAUCAGGAAUUAGUUGACCAACUGAAGAGCCCUGGACGAAUUUUCAUUCCUGUCGAGGACCCGAAUGGAGGUGGUCAGUACAUUUGGAUUGUUGAAAAAGACGCGCAAGGGGAAGUGACCAAGAAGAAAACUUAUGGAGUGAGAUACGUCCCACUUACAGAUGCACCGAAGUGA
This is a messenger RNA of Drepanopeziza brunnea f. sp. 'multigermtubi' MB_m1, 771 nucleotides long. The record is from RefSeq and is a predicted model, not a curated record. Lineage: Eukaryota; Fungi; Ascomycota; Leotiomycetes; Helotiales; Drepanopezizaceae.